AUGGCAGAAAAGACAAUUUCAGUCCCAGAUGUCAUUGAAAUAUUGUGUAUUCCAAGUGGCACAGUUUCAGACGAUGAAGCAGAUGAAAGUAGUGAUAUUGAAUUUGAAGAUGCUGAUCUUAACGAAAAAAAUUGUUAUGUGACCAGCAAUGAUGCAGAUGAUGUUGAGCCCUCAGAAAUCAGUCAUGCCCAAGGUUUUUUAACUGUUGAAAUCCAUACCAACAGCGAAGAGGACGAUAAUGAAGAGCCUAGAUCAGAUGUGACCCAGUCGUAUCUUAGCCCUACUGCAGCAAACUUUAUCUGGAGAAAAAAAAAACCAGAUUCUGCUGAUGUUGAUUCAAUCUUUAGAGGGCCAGAGUUUUCUGCUGCCCCUGAGUUUUUGCCAACUCCAUAUUGGUACUUCAAUCAAUUCAUGGACCAAUCCGUAUUCAAAAUAAUUGCUGAACAAACCAAUAUAUACGCACACCAGAAAAAUGGAAUAAAACUGGAAACAAAUGUUGCAGAAAUAGAGCAAUUUAUAGGCAUACAUAUGCUGAUGACAGUGGUGAAGAUGCCAUCUUACAGAAUGUACUGGGCGAAGGCAACUCGUUCUGAACCAAUUGCUUUGGCAAUGGGCCGAAAAAGAUUUGACAAGCUGAGAAAUUACAUUCAUAUGGUUGAUAACACCAACCUCAAGCAGAAAGGCGACCCAGAUUAUGAUCCAUUAUUCAAAGUUAGACCUGUACUCGAAAAGGUGCGUAAAAAUUGCCUCAAAAUUGAGCCCGAGGAAAAACAGUCCGUGGAUGAACAAAUGAUCCCUUUCAAGGGAAGGAUCGGCAUGAAACAAUACAUCAAAAAUAAACCACACAAAUGGGGCAUCAAAGUGUUCACAAGGGCUGGGGUAUCUGGCCUAGUUUAUGAUUUCGAGAUUUACACUGGCAAAGAAACAGUAGAGAAUAGCCGUGGAAUUGGUGUCGGUGGAGAAAUUGUCCUGCGCCUAGUAAGAGAAAUGCCAAGGGGUUUGAAUUACAAGUGCUACUUUGACAACUGGUUCACCUCGCUUGAGCUCAUAGCAGAACUGAAGCAAAUGGGAAUACUUGCAGUAGGCACCAUUGGCAAAAACCGUUUACGCAAUUGCAAAGUCAAAGACGACAAGGAACUUGGUAAGGCAGGGCGUGGAUCUUACGAGAUAUUGUAUGAAACAACUACUGGUCUGCGUGUUGUGAAAUGGUAUGACAAUAAAGCUGUUUUGCUGGCGUCUUCUUAUGCAGGGGUAGAGCCCGUUGAUAAAUGUGAACGAUGGUCAAAGGUAAAGAAGGAAUAUAUACAGGUGGACAGGCCCAACAUUGUGAAAAUCUACAACCAGCAUAUGGGGGGAGUCGAUUUGUCCGACAUGCUCAUGUGUCUGUAUCGCAUCACCAUUCGACCAAAGCGUUGGUAUCUACGCAUCUUGUAUUAUUUGAUCGAUCUUUCAGUUACAAAUGCUUGGUUGCUGUACAGGCGACACGUAGCACAGAAAAACAUGCAGCACACGCCAUUGCUUGAUUUCCGUUCUGAAGUUGCAGAUUGCCUUAUCAGAAUGGGAAAAAGUGCUAAUAUGAAUAGUAGAAAGAGGGGAAGGCCUUCAAAUGAUGAAGGUGAUCAUAGUUACCAUCGAAGCUCUCCACGGCAGAUUGUCAUUGCUCCACCCAGAGAUGUGAGGCAUGACAGAUUUGAUCACUUUUCAGUGUAUUCUGAAAGACGCGGUCGAUGUCGAAAACUUGGGAUCACAUUCACCAUGUGUAUGAAAUGCCGCGUGUUGCUUUGCUACACAAGAGGAAAAAAUUGCUUUCUGAUUUUUCACACUCUGGCAUGA
This is a messenger RNA of Styela clava, 1833 nucleotides long. NCBI's taxonomy places the organism in Eukaryota, Metazoa, Chordata, Ascidiacea, Stolidobranchia, Styelidae. The record is from RefSeq and is a predicted model, not a curated record.